GCCGAGGCUCGGAAACGGCUCUGCGGGGCCGGAGUGAGUGAUGGUCUGUCCGCUAAGGGAGAAGAGCCGCUGAGACCAGGUGUACGAGCAGCACGCGCACAGGUGAUAGUGUUCCAGGAUGAUCCGUCUGGUUCUUGUGUUCUUUGUCCUCUGCGUGGUCUGCAGCAGCAGUAAACCCACAGAGAGGAAGAAUCGGGUUCAUCAUGAAGAGCCUCUGAGUGAACUUGAGCACAACGACAAUAAAAACUUUGACUACGACCACGAAGCUUUUCUGGGAAGAGAUGAAGCUAAAACCUUCGACCAGCUUCCUCCAGAGGAAAGCAAACGCAGACUUGGCAUCAUCGUGAAUAAAAUUGACAUUAACCACGAUGGUUUCGUGUCUGAGGAGGAGCUGAAAGUUUGGAUCAAAAAUGCUCAGAGGAAACACAUUUAUGAGAGCGUGGAGCAUCAGUGGAAAGACUUUGACCUGAACGGCGAUGGUCAGAUCAGCUGGGAUGAGUAUAAGAACGUCACGUACGGCAGUUAUCUGGACGACCCUCAGACAGAAUCAGAGUAUAACUACACCCACAUGAUGUGGAGGGACGAGAGGCGAUUCAGAGUCGCAGACAGGAACGGAGACCUCAUUGCAGACAAGAAAGAGUUUACUGCUUUUCUUCAUCCUGAAGAACACGAAUACAUGAAGGACAUCGUAGUGCAGGAAACAAUCGAAGAUAUUGACAAGAAUGGAGAUGGCUUCAUUGACCUGAAGGAGUACAUCGGUGACAUGUACACUUCAGAUGACGGUGAGAAAGAACCGGAGUGGGUGGCGACUGAACGUCAGCAGUUUUCUGAGUUCAGAGACAAAAACAAUGAUGGGAAGAUGGACAAAGAGGAGACAAUGGACUGGAUUCUUCCAUCUGACUACGACCACGCUGAAGCUGAAGCCAGACACCUGCUGCAUGAGUCUGACACCAACCAGGAUGGAAAACUAAGCAAGAAGGAAAUCCUUGACAAAUAUGACGUGUUUGUUGGAAGUCAGGUGACUGACUUCGGCGAGGCGUUACUACGACAUGACGAGUUCUAGUAAAUCAUGAUUGACACAUUACUAGAACAAACUUUUUCUAAUUUAAGGUGGAAAACCUUUUGGAGAAUAAUUUAUUUUUAGAGCCAACAGAAGAAAAAAAAUGUUUGCGUUCAGCAGGUACUGUCUGAUUGCUUGGGUUUGUUAGGUCAGACUUUAUGUAUUUUGUUCUUUUUCAUAUUUGAUCUGUUCCUUGUGUUUUUAUUGGAUGAUAGUACAGAAGCACAAAACAUUAACUGCUUUCCUGAUUUAAUCCCAACUCGAUUUCACUUUGAUCCAGUUUUAUUUUGGU
Molecule: messenger RNA, 1352 nt
Organism: Archocentrus centrarchus (flier cichlid)
Lineage: Eukaryota; Metazoa; Chordata; Actinopteri; Cichliformes; Cichlidae
Gene: calua
Product: calumenin a
Exons: 7
Coding region: 119-1063 (314 amino acids)
Cellular component (GO): endoplasmic reticulum
Molecular function (GO): calcium ion binding
Source: RefSeq, a predicted model, not a curated record